AUGAAAUCGAUUGCUAACAACUCCUUCACACUCUAUCCGCAUAGUUCUUUCCUUAGCUCUAAGAACAGUAAGAAAAGAUUUUUAGAGAGAUAUUCGCCUUCAGAGAUGGUCAAACGUCCUAUUUUUAAAUAAGACCUUCAAAUUUUUACGAGAUAAUUCUAUUCCCAUUAAAGGGUUCAGAAUAAGAGACUCUAAGGAGGAAUUUAACAUUUCAAGUAUAUUUGACCCAUUCCAGAUGGAGAAAUCAUGGAAAAAUAUGCGUCUUUCCUCACAAAAAAUCAGAGACUUGCAUUCAAAAGCUAAUCUGUGCAUAUAACUCCACAGAACAAAUGAAUCAGAGCUUUAAGAACUCCCAUACAUAGGCCUAGUUUUAAGGAAACUUUUAGCCAGAAAUGUGAUCAAUUCCAGAAGACCCAAGUUUUGAAAUUUAAUUUUGAUCAAGAAAUACCGACUAAAAGCCCAAAGAAGAUUAAAUUGAAAAAAUUUAAAGUCAACCUGAAAUGUAAGGUAGCUACCAUUAGCCGAAAAGAGAAUUCGAUAAAAAGUCGUAGGUACAGAUGCCCACAAAUUUUCAAGAAGAAGUUAUCAAUCAAGCGUAACAGCUCACAGAGCUCCAAGCAUAAUAACCACAGUCUGAUGGAUUCGAGCAUUGGCUCCUUAAGGAUAGACAGUCAGUGUCAGAUCAAGAAAUGAAGCAUUCCUAAUAAAACUUUGUAUAAGGAAUCCAAGCUAGCAAUCAAAAACAGAACUCUGAAUAUGGACCUCAGAGAUAUCUGAAUGAACAAUAGAAAUGGAUAUUAAAAUGAGGAUGAAGAAUUUACCGAUGCUAGAUAGCUAUUUCCACAUAAGUUUUAUUUCUUUAGGAACAAAUUUGAA
Messenger RNA from Moneuplotes crassus, 876 nucleotides. NCBI's taxonomy places the organism in Eukaryota, Ciliophora, Spirotrichea, Euplotida, Euplotidae. The record is from the annotation of a GenBank genome assembly.